GAGGCGGAAGUUCCGCGGAGGGCUUCCCUGCCCGCUGCCCGCUUCCCACUGCCCGCUGUCCGGACCCUCCCCUUGGCUCUGUCCUGCUCUCUCCUGCCGCGCCAGACCCCGUGGGUCAGUGUCAUGUGACUUCGGCUCCUGACCUCGAGCCUGGGCCGGGACCCCUAGGGUCUCCCGUGACAAGCCUAUCUGUGCCGUGUGCCAUGGUGGUGCUGUGGGCCCUCGGGCUGGCCUUGGCUGCAGGUCUGGCUGCCACCUGCCCACCGAACAUCGUGCUGAUCUUUGCGGAUGACCUGGGCUACGGGGACCUGGGCUCCUACGGCCACCCCAGCUCCACCACCCCCAACCUGGACCAGCUGGCCACAGCGGGGCUACGGUUCACGGACUUCUACGUGCCCGUGUCCCUGUGCACGCCCUCCCGGGCUGCCCUCUUGACCGGCAGACUCCCAGUUCGGUCGGGUCUGUACCCUGGAGUUUUGGAGCCUGGCUCCAAAGGGGGUCUGCCCCUGGAGGAGGUGACCCUGGCUGAGGUCCUGGCUUCCCGAGACUACCUCACGGGAAUGGCUGGCAAGUGGCAUCUUGGGGUGGGGCCUGAGGGGGCCUUUCUACCGCCCCAUCAGGGCUUCCAUCGAUUCCUGGGCAUCCCAUACUCCCAUGACCAGGGCCCUUGCCAGAACCUGACCUGCUUCCCACCGGCCACCCCCUGCGAUGGCAUCUGUGACCAGGGCCUGGUCCCGGUCCCACUGUUGGCCAACCUGUCUGUGGAGGCACAGCCUCCUUGGCUGCCUGGACUGGAGGCCCGCUAUGUGGCUUUCGCCCGUGACCUCAUGGCGGAUGCCCAGCGCCAAGGCCGCCCAUUCUUCCUGUACUACGCCUCCCACCACACCCACUACCCACAGUUCAGUGGGCAGAGCUCUGCUGGGCGCUCGGGCCGAGGGCCAUUCGGGGACUCCCUAAUGGAGCUGGAUGCGGCUGUGGGCGCCCUGAUGGCGGCCCUGCAGGACCUGGGGCUGCUUCGACAGACACUGGUCAUCUUCACAGCAGACAACGGACCGGAGACCAUGCGGAUGUCCCACGGUGGCUGCUCCGGCCUCCUGCGGUGUGGAAAGGGAACCACCUUCGAGGGCGGUGUCCGAGAGCCUGCCUUGGCCUUCUGGCCAGGCCAUAUCACUCCUGGAGUGACCCAUGAGCUGGCCAGCUCCCUGGACCUACUGCCCACUCUGGCAGCCCUGGCCGGGGCCCCACUGCCCAAUGUCACCUUGGAUGGUGUGGACCUCAGCCCCCUGCUGCUGGGCAUAGGCAAGAGCCCCCGGCAGACUAUGGUCUUCUACCCAGCCUACCCCGAUGAGGUUCGAGGGGUCUUUGCUGUGCGGAAGGGGAAGUACAAGGCCCACUUCUUCACCCAGGGCUCCACCCACAGUGACACUACCUCAGACCCCGCCUGCCACGCUUCCAGCCCUCUGACUUCCCACGAGCCCCCACUGCUCUUUGACCUGUCCGAGGACCCCGGUGAGAACUACAACCUUCUGAGGAAUGGGGCUGAGGUCGCCCCCGAGGCCCUGGAGGCGGUGAAGCAGCUGCAGCUGCUCAAGGCCCAGUUUGAUGCUGGCGUGACCUUUGGCCCCAGCCAGGUGGCCCUGGGCGAGGACCCUGCCCUGCAGAUGUGCUGCAAGCCAGACUGUAGUCCCUGGCCGACCUGCUGCCACUGCCCAGAGCCCCCACCUUGAGGGCGCCAGCCCAGGCCUCACCCUCACAUUGCAGGGGCUGGGGUGUGUGGACGGGGUUUGCCUGUGACCUAAUAACACCAGCUGACACUUGUA
This is a messenger RNA of Artibeus jamaicensis (Jamaican fruit-eating bat), 1820 nucleotides long. It is a transcript of the gene ARSA, whose product is annotated as arylsulfatase A. The transcript has 9 exons. Bases 204 to 1727 code for a protein of 507 amino acids. NCBI's taxonomy places the organism in Eukaryota, Metazoa, Chordata, Mammalia, Chiroptera, Phyllostomidae. The record is from RefSeq and is a predicted model, not a curated record. Gene Ontology annotation, molecular function: arylsulfatase activity.